AUGCGUCUCCGCUCAUCCACCAAGCCCGUGGUGCUGGUGCUGGGGAGCGGCUGGGGAGCGCACUCGCUCAUUAAGGUCAUCGACACGGACAUGUACGACGUCGUUGUCGUAUCUCCCCGCAACCACUUUGUGUUCACCCCCAUGCUCCCCUCCACCGCGGUGGGAACUGUGGAGUUCCGCUCCCUGCUGGAGCCCAUCCGUACUUCCAACCCGUGUGUCACGUACCUGGAGGCGCAGUGCGAAACAUUGGACCCGGAGGGUGAGGGGGGGGGGGGAGAGGGGUUGCUCGUCCAAUCCACUCACCUCCUGCAGCUGUCCAAACCAUGGCAAAUGCAGAUCCAGUACGACAAGGCGGUUGUGGCGGUUGGCGAGCAACCUGCCACCUUCGGAGUUCCGGGAGUGAAGGAGCACUGCUUCUUCAUGAAAGAGGUCACGGAUGCGGUGGCCCUCAGGAAAAAAAUCGCGGAGAAGUUUGAGCUGGCUUGUCUACCGGGCACAUCUGAGCAGCAGAGACGCGCCGCUCUGAACUUCGUGGUGGUUGGCGGCGGUCCCACCGGUGUCGAGUUCGCCGGUACUCUGAGCGACUUUCUGAGGGAGGACCUCAGGAAGAAGUACCCGGCACUAAUGCCGUACGUACGGGUGACGUUACUGCAGAGUGUGUCGUCCAUCCUGACCCAGUUCGAUGAGCGACUGCAACGCAACGCCCUCAGCAACCUGACGUCCUCGGGGGUGGAGGUGCGGACCAAUGUGCGGGUGGUGGGCGUCAACAAGGAUAAGGUGCUGCUCAAAGGGGGGGAAGAGCUGGACUACGGAGUGUGCGUGUGGUCCGCCGGCAAUGCGCCCCGGCCCUUGGUGACCCAGAUCGCCUCAGAGGCCUCCCGCCUCUCCCCUGGCUCCAAGCUGUGUGUGGACUCGUUCCUGCGUGUGGUGGGGGCCAGCGACCUGCUCGCACUGGGGGACUGCUCGCUGGUGCUGGGGAACAGACUGCCGGCAACGGCGCAGGUUGCCGGCCAGCAGGGCGCCUACCUGGCCCACCUGCUGAACAGCGGGUACAACCUGGGGGUGGGGGGCUACACACAGCCGCCACCGUUCCAAGUUGUGCCCAGAUGCACGCUACAGGUACGACGAACCAAGGCGCAACGUAUGUGUCUGUAUGUGCCGUAA
Molecule: messenger RNA, 1164 nt
Organism: Volvox carteri f. nagariensis
Lineage: Eukaryota; Viridiplantae; Chlorophyta; Chlorophyceae; Chlamydomonadales; Volvocaceae
Exons: 9
Coding region: 1-1164 (387 amino acids)
Molecular function (GO): NADH dehydrogenase activity
Source: RefSeq, a predicted model, not a curated record